AGUUAUAUUGAUUACAUUGUUCACUUUUCAGGAUAAUUAUGACAAAUGGGAAUAUUUAUUUAACACAUAAACGUUUGUAUUUCUUGUGUGACUAACAUUUGAUGAUUACUUUACAUGCCCCAAAGAUGAAUGCAUAGUUUGGCUCAGGACUUACAAGUCUAUAAGUCAAGUAGCAUCUAUUUGUUGGUAACGCUGUUUGUUUCAAAAAGGAUACAGAGAUGUAAAAAAAAAAGCCUUUGAUUCAGUGAGUAUGACAAAACUUGCCAUGCCUCCAGCCACGACUUUAAAUUUCUACCGAAAAAGGCAGACGUUUGCAGCCCUAGCAUCAGAGCGUCCUCAAAGUCUGCAGUCUGUGUAUACUAUUGUUAGGGAAGUUGUCAGCUCUGUAGAAACAAGACUGCUCAAUCUGGAAACCUCAUACUAUGAACCUAACGGGAAGAUGGAAGCGGAAAUCAAGCAGUGGCAAAUUCCUCUUCAACUGCUACUGAGACCUGCCAGACAGUCUGGCCUCCACAGCUUGGGUCAGCUCAACGAGUUAGCUGAACGUCAAUUAGACCCAACGGAUGUUCUGACCAUUGAUGAACAUUCUCUAAAUUUGAUUCAGAGUUUGGUCAACAAAGCCCUAAAAGCGACCCGUGUAGGGUUCUCAGAGUCUAUAUUCUUUGUGGAGAAACUCCUGGAGUACAUGUCAAGGUAUUGUCUGAGUUUCAGUCCACUAGAUGGGGACGCUUACCUGGAGACCGCCACCAAUUAUGAGAAACAGAGACGUGAUCUUGCUAACGCCAUUCGCCGUAAUCUCCAGAAUAUAACACUGAUGGCCGACAAAUUUGAGAAAGAAACUCUUCACGUCCAACAUUUCGACAUAUCUAUGAAGGAGAUGGCAGAACGUCUGCGGAUAGACCACAGUCCCAUAGCAAUCAUGUUCCCAACUGCUUGUCAAAACCUGAGGAACGCAUGCAAAGGGUUGCUGAUGUGGGUGGAAGCAGACAUGACGUAUUCACAGUAUCUUCGUUACGACAUCACAGAGUUAGAAAAGAAAAAAGAAAUGCAAAUGAAAUUCUACCGAGACUCACAGCUUAAAGCCAGUGGUCAGGAGUUUAACGUGAAGUCAUUACAGAAGAUUGUUAGUGAGUGUGAUGAGGAAAUGAAGAAGUUAAAACCAAAAGAAGUGACAUUACAAGAAGAAGAGAAAAAACUGCGCGAAGAAAACAAAGAUGUAUUGGAAGAUCUCACGAUUAAAGAAUACAGAAAAAUGGAAAUGAAAAUAAAUGGACUCCCAGGCGAUAGAGAAAGUCAGGAAAAUUAUGAAAGACUUCAGAGUGAGAUCAUAGAACUAAAAGUAAGAAAACCGGCCAUUGAGAGACGCGUAGCGGAUCUGGAAAAACAGCGAACAUUUAUCCAUGGGAGAGAAUCCUUCAAACUUCAGAAAGAAACUGAACUCAAACUAGGUCUUCAAGAACUGAGACAGUGGCGACGAGUUGCCAGGAAGGCUGAAGUUGAACUGCAAAGAAUUGAGAGCUGUUUGGCUAAACUCAAAGAAAUCCACCUUUUAAAAACCAGCGACGAAACUUUGAAAAAAAUAUUUCACAAUCUGCCAGUUUAUUCCAGAAAUACACGCUCGUGGAAAAAGACAAAAGAUCGUCUGCAGAGAUUAUGUCACCUUGUUGCCCAGAAAGUUGAAGGUGACUGGGUUCGUCUGUACCGCAGCCUGCCCUUUUUCCCGCCACGCGGGGAAGAGACAACCACGGCGGACAUAGGGGAAAUCAUGAGCAGAUUUAUGAGAAACACAGAAGAGCAAGCUAACCAGGCGCUCACCAGGUGGCGGCGCAUGCACAUUCGCGCCAGUAUCGACGACCUGAAGACUGCUCUCACAGCGAUCAAAAGAACUGAUAUAAUAGAGAGAUUUGAACGCCGAACGGCCACGACUAUAUCAAGGGAGAAAACAAUGUCGGCUAAAAUACAAAAAGUGGUGCACUUCCCAAAGCUGCCUCCCUCUAGAAAAAAACAGCACUACCUUCAGUUCUAGGACUUGACGUUUUAGAAACAAAAUAGUCAUACAUAGUGUUAUGCUUAGUGUGAUUCGUGUCGACUGGAUUCAAUAGCGAUAUAAAGCCAGGGGGAUUCAAUGUAUUAUUAAAUUACUUGUCCAUUCAACGGUUGUGGGAAGCUAACAAAUUAGAUUUGAACGUUUGAUAGUGAUUGGCGUGUAGACAGGAUCAUGGGCUUUUAGAAAAAUGGUAGGCUAUAACGUGUCAUAACAGCAGUACACAUAUAGGCAACUACACAAAGCACAUACACACACAAGCAGUUUUUGUGACGUCAGUAAUCAAUACUUAUCAUUUCAUAAUUACCCUGUUACCUAUCUAGAGAAAAUUUGUGUUUAAUAAUUUAUCGUCAGAAUUUCUUGCGCCAAAACGUCACUGUAAUCCAGUAAUUGGCCACGCUGAUCAGGCUCAGUGGGUUGAUUCUUGAAUGUGUGUUAAAACAUGUUUAGAAAUACUAGAGACGUUGUUUCUAAAAUCGCAUUUUCCGUUCUUUUUUUUUUUAGUGCUUUAUACUACUGCGGGAUUCGUCUAAUAUGCAAUAAUACGAUAUAGCACUAACAUUAAGUAACAUGCUAGUCAAUAAACAAUAUACAAAGGUAACGCAAUAAUAAUAAUAAUAAUAAUAAUAAUAAUAAUAAUAAUUUAAGAAAAACUGGGAUAGAAAAACAAAGAAAAUAUGGGAACCUGGGCUUGGAGAUUAAGCGUCUAUGGAAAUUGUCCAAAAUAACAAUAUACCCCAUUGUUAUAUCAACCGAGGGGAUAAUAACAACUGACCUCACAGACACCUUCAAGGCCCUUAACAUUCCUAGGAACAUCUUCGUUGCCUGUCAGAGGGCGGUACUGCUGCAGACCUGCCACAUCACCAGAAAAUUCCUCAGUGGAAACUGUUAAAGGGACUACGAUGAAUUUUGUUUCUCUUUAGCGAAACUCGACCCUGGCAGCGCCAGAGAAUGACUACUCGUUCAUUUCUAACAUAAUAAUAAUAAUAAUAAGGCUUGUCUUCGAGUCCAAUGAUAAAUGAGGAAUGCAGUAACUCACGUGGAUACGCAGCCCCAGCUGCGACCUACAUAUUUUGCCACCUGCAGCGCAGACAUAGCCAUUGUCCGCCUGUGGUUGACUCUUCUUGCAGUAUACAUCUGUCCUGUCAACGUAACUAACCUAAUAAAUGUUUAGGCCUACAACAGUAGUGUUAGUGAUUAUAUUCCCCUCUUCAGCCCCCCCCCCCCGGAAAAAAACACCUCUUUAGAUACAUUAACAAUAUAUUCAUUUGAAAGAUAAUCCAUUUUAUAGCAUGUACAUAUAAAGACUACGUGAACGCUGCUUUUGCCUUGUUACUCAAUAUGUAGACAGUGGCGUAGCUAGGGUGGGGGAGGGGGGGGGGUCCAAAUUUGAAAAUCCCCCCCGGGGCCUCCACUUGAGGGGUCCUACAAAUGAGUGUCCAAAAUUUGUUUUACAUUAAAUAUUACGCCAUUAUCUCAUGUCAUGAUGUCCAAUGUCAAAAUACAGAUGGCCCUAAUGAGGUCAAGCACCCCCCGGGCCCCCAAAUCCUUAGCUACGCCACUGUAUGUAGAUUAUUGUUUACCUGUAAAUGUAAUCAGGCUAAGUUUGUUAUAUAUCAGUCUACAUUAAAUCUAUUAUGACAAUA
Molecule: messenger RNA, 3690 nt
Organism: Biomphalaria glabrata
Lineage: Eukaryota; Metazoa; Mollusca; Gastropoda; Planorbidae
Exons: 9
Coding region: 251-2026 (591 amino acids)
Biological process (GO): signal transduction
Molecular function (GO): protein binding
Source: RefSeq, a predicted model, not a curated record